AUGGUCGAGUCUUGGCAUGAACCGACCCCGCAAACGUCAUUUCGUUUCGAAGCCGCCGAUUUGCCGACGAAAAACGUCAUCGUUUACUCAGACAGGGCUGAAGUAAAACGUGUUGUGACGACGUCUUUAGCAAAAGGAACCAACGAAAUAAUCAUACAAAAUGUAUCGGCAGUAAUUGAACGCCAGUCUGUACGUGUAGAUGGCCGUGGAGUUUUGAUUCAGGAAGUUCAAUACCAGGAGAUGCCUAUCGACACGGUGCAAGAAACGGAAAAGAUCCGAAGUUUGGAACGAGAAAAGGUAUCUGUGGAGAAUCAACGUUUCACUGUAGAAGACGACAUGAAUUCCUUACGGAAACAGAUUGAAGUUUUGGAUGGAGUGGCUGGGCAAAUAGCCGCUGGACCUCCAAAGACAUCGCAACCGCUCACGGAAUCUUUACCGAAUGUGUUUAGAAGGCAUAGUGUGGUUGGAUCGACUACUUCUUACGAAUCGUAUCAAGGAUGUUCUACCGUCGGAUUUCUUUCGAACGAUGACGCACUGAGCAAUCUGGCAAAAUUCUUAAGCUAUUACGGAGAGAAGGUGUCCGAGAUGAAAACGAGACUCAGAAGCAGACAACGCGAAUGGGACCAAUAUACAGAACAAAUCGAAGCCCUUGAAAGGCAUAUUGAUCAGCUACGAUGCGGAUACGAAUAUGAUUCUGUAAAAAGGUACAAGCACUUCUAA
This is a messenger RNA of Haemonchus placei, 720 nucleotides long. Lineage: Eukaryota; Metazoa; Nematoda; Chromadorea; Rhabditida; Trichostrongylidae. The record is from the annotation of a GenBank genome assembly.